This is a messenger RNA of Rhinichthys klamathensis goyatoka, 844 nucleotides long. RefSeq names its product zinc finger BED domain-containing protein 5-like. The record is from RefSeq and is a predicted model, not a curated record. The transcript has a single exon. Bases 230 to 844 code for a protein of 204 amino acids. Lineage: Eukaryota; Metazoa; Chordata; Actinopteri; Cypriniformes; Leuciscidae.
ACACUUGAAAACCAAGCACCCCUCUCUUGCUGCUAAACCAGUAGAUUUUUUCCGACGAAAGGAGCGAGAGUUGCAAGGCCAAAAGAAAGUUCUAACUAAACAAACAACAAUCCCUGCCAAAGCUCAACAGGCAUCAUAUGAGGUGGCAUAUUUAAUUGCACUGGCAAAAAAGCCACACACGAUCGGUGAAACCCUUAUCAAACCCGCUGCUAUAGCAAUAAGUCGGGCUAUGCAUGGGGAUAAACUGGCCCGUGAGCUAGAAGCAGUGCCUCUGUCUAACGGGACUAUUGCCCGGCGCAUCUCCGACAUGGCCCAGGACAUAAAGUGUCAGCUGGUGGACAGAGUGAAGAAAGGGAAAUAUGCUUUACAAUUAGAUGAAUCCACAGAUGUAUCAAACUCUCCCCAGCUGCUUGUAUUCGUCAGAUACAGUUUUGACGGAAAACUUAACGAGGACAUUCUGUUUUGCACCGCGCUUGAGGGAACGUGCACAGGCGAGGACAUUUUCACAAAAGUUGACAACAAACUAAAAGAAGAGGGACUGUCUUGGGGUGAGUGCAUCGGUGUGUGUACAGAUGGUGCUGGAGCGAUGCUGGGGAAAAAGAAAGGUCUUAAAGCAAGAGUCUUGCAAGUGGCGCCUCACAUAAAUUUCACGCAUUGCAUUAUACACAGAGAAGCUCUUGCGAGCAAAACCCUUGACCCAGAACUUAAACGUGUUCUUGAAACCGCGAUAAAAAUUGUCAACUACAUAAAAGCGCGUCCACUCAAUAUCAGGCUGUUUGCCACUCUCUGUCACGAACUGGGAUCGGAGCAUGAGUGCUUGCUGCUCCACACAGAAGUCAGGUAG